Messenger RNA from Ceratina calcarata, 869 nucleotides. RefSeq names its product FGFR1 oncogene partner 2 homolog. Lineage: Eukaryota; Metazoa; Arthropoda; Insecta; Hymenoptera; Apidae. The record is from RefSeq and is a predicted model, not a curated record. The coding region runs from base 131 to 745 and encodes 204 amino acids. The transcript has 4 exons.
GAAUUUAUGAAGAAGAUAUUUUCAUCUAACAUCUGACACCGUUUUUGUUCAAUUAUACAGUGAAAGUUGAAUGAAUUAACAAGAUAAAUUGUAAUAAGAUUAGUAUUAGAAUUUUCUUUAUCAAAGAGAGAUGUCAUUAACUUUUCAACAAAUUAUAUUGGAUGCGAAAAAGUUAGUAAUUAGACUAUCGGAUCAUGAAAACACAGCUGAUAAUAUGAUAAGCGAAAUAGAAUCAGUUUGCAGUCAAAUUGCUAAUAUGAAGCAGUAUCAAGAAGAAAUUGAAAUUUUAAAUACCGAAGCGAAACAGAGGCCGCAUAUACAAUUGAUAACAGGGAUACAAAGAGAAAUUAAACACUCGCAAGAGAUGCAAGCUGAAAACAAGGAAUUGAAGAAAGCUUUAGAGGAUCAUCAACAUGCUCUUGAAUUAAUCAUGUCUAAAUACAGACAACAAAUGGCAUCUUUGUUACGUCUUUGUAAAACAGAUCUUUCUUCUCUGCAUAAUGCAAAGUAUGCGAGUAUGAUUACUAACCAAGCGGUGAAGAUCAAUGAAAUGGCAGCAGUAAUGAAAACCGUAGUCAAUUUAGAUGAAGAGAAUGAAUUGAAAGAGAAAGAGACUUUAAGCAGUUUACAAAAAGAAAAUGCCACGUUACGAGAAAUAGUUAAUAUCGCGAAUAAAUAUGGAUCUCUGAACCAGGAAACCGAGGUAGAAAGUAAAUCUGUACAAACGGAUCCAUUAGCACAAUAAAAUGAACGUUGUAUUUAUAUUUCUCGUAUGUAAGUCUUCUAUUAUUUAUUUAAAUCUUUUUCUAUACUCAGCAUUGGAACGAGAUGUAUUAAUUGUAUACAAUAAAGAGCACAUGUAAAAUGUA